Messenger RNA from Anarrhichthys ocellatus (wolf-eel), 5817 nucleotides. RefSeq names its product prokineticin 1 (gene prok1). Lineage: Eukaryota; Metazoa; Chordata; Actinopteri; Perciformes; Anarhichadidae. The record is from RefSeq and is a predicted model, not a curated record. The transcript has 4 exons. The coding region runs from base 5011 to 5439 and encodes 142 amino acids. Gene Ontology annotation, biological process: endothelial cell proliferation.
GGGAACUCUGGCUCAUACUACAACAUAGUAGGUGGCAGUAAUGCAACUUUAAUGAUAGAUGCACCUGCCAUUAAACCAAACAAAGAAGAAGAAGAACAAGGCGAAGAAGAACUCCACUGCCCAGCAGCUCAACAAAAACGAUACGUCUGCAAUGUCCAAAACACCCAAACUACAGAAGACGGAGGACAUGGGACAUCUUAUUAAACAAAAUAAUGUGAGUGGUAUUUUUAGACACAAUUAAGUUAGCUAACGUGACCUUACGAAUAUUCAUAGCGAGAUCACGUUGGAGUCUCUUAAAGCCAUAAACUUGCUGUUUCAAAUGACUACAGUCAGUUCGCCACUGUGCCUCUUCAACUCAUUCAUGAACGUUUCUUUGGUAAUAUUGUAUCGUGUCUGUAACUCAGCUUGUCCCUUAUGAACCUGCUUCCUAAUCUAGCUAGCUUACAGCUAACUAGCUGGACUAAUAACAUCGGUGUUAAUGUGCGACUGUGAGACGAGUGCGAAGUUUUAUUGGGGGAAAAAAAAUAACUUCACUGUUAUUAAGUGUAGUUUGUCCAAAAUUACUACACACAUUAAUAUCUCCCCCUGUUUGUACUACAAUGCUUAUUUUGUAAAAAAAAAAAAAAAAAAAAAUUGCUUUUGCAUGAGUCUGAGCAAUUUAAAUUGGGAGAAAUAUUCAUUAACUUCAGUCCAAUGUAAUGUAAAAGUUGUUUUAAUUGGGGGUAAAUAUUAAAUUAUCUUACUGUUAUCAAGUGUAGUGUGAUCAAAAUUACUACAUACAUCAAUGGGCUCCUCCUGGUUAAGCUGCAAUGCUUAUUUUUUUUUAAAAAAGAGCAUCUUUGGGGUAUUUUCUAUUGGGAUAAAUAUUGAAUAACUUCAGUAUAAUGCGAUGUAGCACCAUCACAUUAUGUUCAACCACAUGUCGUGUUGGUAAUGCUACAAUACUUAGUUUGAAAAAACAUCUCUUUUAGUGAUAACUCAAAAUUCAAAAGUCAAACUAUAGCAUGUCGGAAAAAAGUCUUAAAAAAUCAUAGUAAAGUAUGUCGAAAAAAUUCAUAAAAAGUCAGUCAUGGAAAAAAGUUUGUUGAAAUAACUCAGAGUACUGUAUGAUGAAAUUUAAAAAAAAAAAAAGUCAGUAUAAUAUUUUUUUAAAAAAAGUCAAUAUAGUAAGUCGCUUGUUACAAAACUCACUGACGUCUCCGUAUACAGUUCAACAGAGAUGGAGGUCUGAUGUCUGUGCUUCACCUCAUCUCAGGAGAUCUUGCCAUGUUGAAAUACCAACAUUCCCUAGCUUACUACAACAUAAAGGGGGGGGGGGGGGGAUAAUGUGCUUCUGGAACAAGCAGCUCGGUCUGUGUGAAGCAUAUAUACUCUGCAAAAGCUUUGACUUGUUGUUAGACCUCCGAACCAUCCGUGGGGAAAGGGCUCUGACCAUUCAGCGGAAUUAUUCUAAGUGUCUGUUCAAUAAAAUACUUAAAGACAUUUGAGAGCUUUUCAUCACGUUUAUUUCUCACCUCAACAACAACAACAAAAAAACAAUUCUGGUAAAGUUCAUCAAAAAAUUCUACAAUAGGGCUGCAACUAAUGUUUAUUUUCAUUGUCGAUUAUUUCUUGAUUAAUCAAUGACUUGUUUGGUCUAUAAAAUGUCAGAAAAUGGUGAAAAUUGUUGAUCAGUAUUUCCCAAAGCCCAAUAUUACAUUCACAAAUGUCCUGUUUUUUUCUCCACAACCCAAUCUGAUGUCACACUGUUGUUCAUCCUCAGCAUUUCUUCUGUGCUGCACAUACCUGUCUGCGUCCUUCUCCCCUUUCCUCCUCUUGGUGGCUGGUGUGUGUGAGAAGUAGGAUGGAACCCUGUCAGGGUCAUCAGAUCGAUAGAAGUAAAACAAAACAAAAAAAGUUUAGUUAAAUGAGUGAUAUCAUUUCUGCAGACUGGUUAAGAGUUGGGUUUAUUUACGUCUCAGCAUCCCGACUCUCUCGCUAACUUUAGCUGCCAGUUGGUGUAACUCCUCAAUAACAACAAACCAUGUCAGAACAAUUACGCAAAGACAUGAUUUAUGGAUCAAAAUACAACAAUUAAUAUCCCCAGUGUUUACUUACCUUUGAUGAAGUGCUGUAAAUACGUGUAUACUUUGACAGCUGCCGUUGUUUGUUCUUUUUCGGGACAGAGGCACGUUUAAUGGCACAAAUCCACAAUGUCUUCCUUUCAGGAUUUUCUUUCUCGGGUGGGGUUCUGUAGAAAAACACACCAGCUUGUCUCCUCAUCGAUUAGUGCAUCCGAUUGCGCAACAACAGAAAUCACUCCCUUCGUAAGCUGCAGUUUUGCCAUUCACUUUUUUGUCUUUAACUAAGAAAACAUAAUUGUCCCAGGCGGUAUAACCACCUUAGCUGGGCUCACAGUAAAGCCAGUGCGGAAGUGCAUUAAAUGUGCACUCUGGCGACUCCUCUGGUAGCAAAAAGUCAGAGCUAAUAUAAGUGUAUGAUAAAGUGGCCCUACUUCUCACUGGAUUUAUCACCUCAAUCAAUACUGUAAACCUGAAGUUAUGGUCUCGAUCGCUAGUUCAAAUGUUCUGCAAUGCAGCAUGAUGUUCAUUUAGGAAACAAUGGACCCAUUGAGAGUAAGACUGAGGAUAAAGGAGGGUUUGCUUUAUGGCGUGGCUGCUUUGUGAUUGACAGGUCGCUGCCACGGCGUUGUCCGGCCUGUUUUUUGUCUUACGGCUUUAACACUUUCACGUUGUGUUUUUAGUUCAUACAAGUUGGUUGUAACCUGUUUAGUGGCCCUAAAAAUGUCUUCAUUCAUUCAGUGACAAAUCUGAUCAACAUAGUCCAGCUGUGCCCACUGGCACCCAGGAGAACAUCAGGUCACGCCCCUUUUGGCCCAACAGAUUACGUCAUUACAUGCACUUCUUAUAUACCAUCUAAACUGCAAGGGUACAACAAAAGUUAAAAUAGUGUUUUCUUAUCGUGGUGCCAUAUUGAUGCAGUUCUUAGAUAGAUAGCUUAAGCUUAAUAUUCUGUAAAUGCAAAUAUCAUUACUGUUUUUUUAUGAGUGCAAUAGUUCCUCAUUCACUAAACUCAUUUUUUAAACUGGAUUAGUUGUGAAAUGAAACCCUGCCUGUAUAUACUUCAUCAUUCAUGUGUUACUCUCUUUAAACCAGACACAGUGAAAAUGUAUUCACAUAUUAUGAUAUAUUCAGAGUUGCAUUCAUAUUAAAUUAGAUUAGGUGAGCUAUUUUUCCCUCUUGAAUAUAUAAUCUUUAUUGACAAUCCAGUUCCCACCUUUUGCAAGCAUUGCACAGCCGGCCACAUGACUCACAAUAAGCUGAUGUCAGGCAAAAUAGCUCCAGUGCCGUAUGAUCGUUAGUCAUAACACCGUUUUUUUGGAGAAGCAUGAAUCCUUGUUUGACACUCAGAUCUAAUCACUGAGAAUUUAAGUCAUCUUUAAAAACAAAACCAACAUCACAUUGGUGUUCAGCAUGAUAAACAGUUAAGCAACAUAAUGUGAACUUUACCACUUUAUUCAACAUAAAAUACAGUAUUAAUGUUAUGAGUCCAAAACAGAAACCAUGCUUCUCGCAGCCUUUUGUUGAUGGAUUUAGUAUUUUUUUUCCACAGUUGGCUGGAGGCCUGCCUGCGCUCGCCUCCCUGCAUAAUUUCUGCUGCCUGUCCCAAGACGGCGAGGUUUCAGUGCUCUUGCUGACAGGGCAGAAAUGGCUUAAAUCAGAGCCCAGACGCUUCCACUGACAACCUGCUGCUCAUCACUGUCAGAGCAUGCACGUAUAGGCAAACACCCACACAUACUUUUACACAUGCAGAAUAAUUAACAAGGUCUACAUACAUGUGAUAUCUUUUCCCCUUGGCACACAUACACAUUCACGGUUGUGCAUCGCACACACUCAUGCAAGGAAUCUUGUAUGAAGGGAGGUUGGCAUCAACACUAGACUAGGAUAUUUGCUAUUUGGCCAAUCACAGAAAAUCUCCAAAUUAACUCAGAACAAAAAGGUCUGACUCCUAUCAUUACCUUGCCAUAUACUUAAAAUGGCUGAACUAAUUUAAGGAUUUCACUAUUAUUUAUGUAAUGUAGCACACAUAAGAGUCAUUAUUCAUAUUCUGUUAUUCAUCAAGUGUUACUAGAGUUAAUAAGCAAUAAGUCAACGAGGUGUGGUGAGAUGGAGUCUCUCCAAAUUUGCUCAAACUUUUAGCCUUCUGAUUCAUUUGUUUUUAAAUAAAGCAAAUGCAAAUAGUGAAUUAAUUUAUGAUCAUAUCAGACCUGAAAAUAAAAAAUGUUUCAGUCAAAAUAGAUAUUUAAAUUCAUAACAAAUACUUAUCAUGAUACUGUACACACCACUGAUUGCAGAGUAGCUUAUAUGAUGAAGAUGAUGUGUUUUUAACCUUAUAGGCCUUAUUCUCUCAGUGUGGAUGAAUGCUGAUGUGAAGCUGAAGUUAAUGGUAUAGCUGUCAAAAUACACGGCAUUAUGGCACAUGUAUACCAUAAUAAAACCAUGAAUAUCACUUUCCAUCCUUACGUGAAGCCCAGUUUAUGAGUCAGCCUGGUCAUUUCAGUAAACUCGUUACAUGGCUGUGAUGUUGAUUUGUCUUGACUCAGCUGCUUCAGACUGACAGAUAACUCUGGAUUUCAUGGCACCUGUGCUCUUUUCCUCACAAAAAGGUGUCGGAUUCAUUUUAGUUCAUAUGAAUGUCAUCACUUGUAGUGCAGUUUUCCAUAUUUGUUGUGUUAGCUUGAACCACUUGAGUCAUGGAAACUCUGUCAGCCUCUGCUUUGCGCAUGGUCAGACCCCUAUAGGCAAAGAUGUACAAGUAGAGGGGACUAUUGUGAGCCUUCAUCGUCACUGUCAUCCGGAUGAGUAAGAUGACGACGCUAUUGAGGAGACAGGCAGAGAGGGCGUGGGGAGAUCUUAGACAUGGUGAGGGAGGGAGGGCUGGGUGGGGGUCUGAGGUAGAUAAAAAGAGGGAGAGUGUGGCUCCCCCCUCUGAGGAGUUCUGGGAACCUUCAUGACUGACCAGAGAGCCGGGGAUCCAGUGCGAGGUGCCGGACAGACCGCUUACAGCUGUUGUCCAGUGUUGAGGGUGUUGAGAGAGUCCAGAUCUCCUGUUGCUGUCAUGGGCUUCAGGGCGGUGCUGCUGUCCUUCCUCCUGGUGUCUCUGAGCUGCUCCAGAGGAGCCGUCAUCACAGGGGCCUGUGAGAGGGACGUGCAGUGUGGUUUUGGUCUUUGCUGUGCCGUCAGUCUAUGGCUGAGGGGCCUGAGGAUGUGUGCCCCAAGAGGUGUGGAAGGGGAUGAAUGCCACCCCUUUAGCCACAAGGUGCCCUAUCCGGGGAAAAGGCAACAUCACACCUGCCCCUGUCUCCCCCACUUGAUGUGCACCAGGUACAGUGAAAGCAAGUAUAGAUGUACUGACGACUUCAAAAGCCUGGACUUUUAACAGACGCCCACACAUUCAGAUGAAGAAGAUCAUAGCAGAAACAGCAUUCAGAGUGAAAAAAACAGGCCGUGGAUCAGAAACACAUAUUUAAUCUUCACUGGCUGUUUUCUUCAUUUGCGUACUCUAUGCACUAUAAUACAUAGUUUGGAUUUCAUCAAUCCACACAUCAAGGACUGAAAGAGAAAUGUCAAGAGAGUGUAACCUAUUAACAAGAGCCACAGCAGACGUCUGAUACUUUGUACUUUAUAAAAGCAAAGAAGAUAUUUGUGAACAAUUGAACCAUCUGCUGUUCUGUUUUCAUGCUCACUUUAUGUUAAAUUGUCAAAAGAUAUAUAUAUAUAUAAAUAUUAUUGUCAAUAAAAGUAUGAUUACAACAUC